Messenger RNA from Alternaria metachromatica, 1716 nucleotides. RefSeq lists its product as uncharacterized. The transcript has 4 exons. The coding region runs from base 1 to 1716 and encodes 571 amino acids. The record is from RefSeq and is a predicted model, not a curated record. Lineage: Eukaryota; Fungi; Ascomycota; Dothideomycetes; Pleosporales; Pleosporaceae.
AUGACAUCGAUCAAGGAGAUAUACGCCGCCGCCCAAAAUCUACAUCAAAACGAAUUGCAGACAAGGCACACGUUCGUCUGGUUCGAUCCUGAUACCUCGACCGAGUCCCUCUUAUUCGCAUCCGAUGCGAAAGAUCAGAAAUCACGGCACGCACUUGAAGAAAUCAUCGAGAAACACUGUGUCGACCACCUGCUUACUGCCGAAGUAUCUUGCGACAAUACCGAGCAAAUAUUGCGUGACAUCCUUGAAGUCUGGGAGAAUACCGGAGAAGGUGUGGAUGAUGUCGACCGACGCAUGCUAGCUAUACUGGUUUCAAGAGAUAUCGAAAAUCCUUCUGGACACAAUGAGAAGCAAGAAGCGCGAUGGGGCACUGCCAUCAUCGACCACUUGAUCCAAACCAUGGAUCCUGCGACAUGGCUCUCCUUCAUGCAAUCACUGGAGACGAUCUUCGCCGACAUCAUUGCCGAUAACACCAACAAACACGAGCUACCAUCUCUACUGCAGCCCCAGAUUUUGACUUGGGUAUCACAAGUAUUAAAGUUCGGGCCCACCUUGACGAAGCUCGAAGAAGUAUCCGACAGUUCAUUCGCAGUACGUCAAAUGUUAUCGUAUGUUACCGAACCACAAAGGAAACGGAACCUGGCCAUGCUUUCACUUCUCCAAAAAGCGGAAGGGAAUUCAGCCGAGAGAAUUAUGCAAAACAUUCUCAUAUGGGUAUGCGGUCGAAUAUCAGAUAUGCGCGAGGUCAUUGAGUAUUUAUCCAAACUACUGGACGCACCAUAUGAGGCUAUAGAAGCUUGCAACGAGAUUUGGGACGCGAAAUGUGGUUUUCUGGACAUACCUGGUCUACCUACUCACGAGCAAGCUGAUCUUUCUCGGAUCGUCUCGAGGGAUGUUGUCUACUGCGACGGCGCGUCCAAACAGUACAAGGUCAUGACGCAACCAGACUCAUUGACGCCAAAGAAGAAGAAACCCCUCCAAACAAUUUCCAAGCGAAGAUACGACAUCCCAUUAGCUGUCGCUGAGGUCAUGGUUGCUGGUUGGAUCCAAGACGACGACGUAGCACUAGAGACGAAAACGGUUAUCGAACGCCUCGCUCAGCUACUCGACUUGAAAGUAUACAAGCAGAAUAUCCCUAAGAGCGAGCUCUCCAAAGCAACAGAAUUCUGGGAUGGCAUCGAAGCAGAGAUCAUGCGAGAAGCCGAACGCCUCGAAGGGCUAAAGCGAACACUGAAAGCGAAAGACCCCUUGCAGACAGCUUUACUGAUCGAGGAGUACAAUAUACCCGAUAGCAAUCUGCUGGAAGAUGAAAUACAAGAACUGCCUCCCGGCAUCAUCGAUCUAGUUGAGCUGAUCGAUGAUGACGAGAUUGAGAUGAGCUUCACACUCGCUUCCUACACCGAGCUACAACGAAGCGCAAUGGGCGUACCGAGCACAGCGAACAACCUUCUCAUACGGCUAACCAUCGAUCGGUACGCCCUCCCCCUCGACGUCCGCAUCCCCGAAAUCCGCACCGACAUCUUCGCCGUCGACAUGCUCCUCAGCUCCGUCUACAGCGCCGCCAUGGCCAACAAAAUCGAGCUCCUCCCUAACUGUCCCAUCCACCCCAUCAGCACCGUCAAAACCAUCCUCGAUAGUCUCCCCAAACUGUCCGUCAUCCGCGACGCAGUCCAAAUCUCCACCACCGCCUCCCAGGAAUCCUCGCCAAAGGUCUAA